Hibiscus syriacus is the source of this 3375-nucleotide messenger RNA. RefSeq names its product importin subunit beta-1-like. Gene Ontology annotation, biological process: protein import into nucleus. Bases 119 to 2725 code for a protein of 868 amino acids. Gene Ontology annotation, cellular component: cytoplasm; nucleus. The record is from RefSeq and is a predicted model, not a curated record. Gene Ontology annotation, molecular function: nuclear import signal receptor activity; small GTPase binding. Lineage: Eukaryota; Viridiplantae; Streptophyta; Magnoliopsida; Malvales; Malvaceae. The transcript is spliced from 3 exons.
UUCGCUCUCCCAACUUUUAUUGUUCUUUCUUUCCUUUUUUUUCUUCCAUUUUAUUUUCUCUCCGAUUAUUAGGGUUUCAUUCAGCUCCUGACGCCUCUUCGUCGAUCGGCUGAAGCCAAUGGAGGUUACCCAAGUGCUUUUGAAUGCACAAUCAAUAGAUGGGGCUGUUCGGAAUAAUGCCGAAGAAAGCUUGAAACAGUUUCAGGAGCAGAACCUUCCUGGUUUCUUGCUUGUACUCUCUGGGGAAUUGGUAAAUGAGGAGAAGCCUGUGGAAACACGCAAGUUAGCGGGUUUGAUACUUAAGAAUGCGUUGGAUGCUAAGGAUCAGCAGAGGAAGGUUGAGCUUGUUCAAAGAUGGUUGUUGUUGGAUGGCAAUGCCAAGAGCCAGAUUAAGUCAGGUUUACUGAAGACUCUUUCUUCUCCGGUAUCUGAUGCUCGGUCAACUGCAUCUCAAGUUGUUGCCAAGGUUGCUGGCAUUGAGUUGCCACAUAAACAGUGGCCCGAGUUGGUAGUUUCACUUUUAUCAAAUGUUCAUCAGCUACCAGCUCAUGCUAAGCAAGCCACUUUGGAGACUCUUGGGUAUUUGUGUGAAGAGGUCUCCCCUGAUGUCAUUGAUCAAGAUCAAGUAAAUAAAAUACUUACGGCUGUAGUUCAAGGCAUGAGUGCUUCCGAAGGGAACAUUGAUGUAAGGCUUGCUGCCACAAGAGCACUUUACAAUGCUCUGGGAUUUGCUCAGGCAAAUUUCAGCAACGAUAUGGAGCGUGAUUAUCUCAUGAGAGUUGUUUGUGAGGCAACCCAGUCCCCUGACGUGAGAGUAAGGCAAGCAGCUUUUGAGUGUUUGGUUUCAAUUUCAUCAACUUAUUAUGAGAAACUAGCCCCUUAUAUCCAAGAUAUUUUUAACAUCACAGCAAAGGCAGUCAGAGAAGAUGAGGAGCCUGUGGCUCUUCAAGCGGUUGAGUUUUGGAGUUCAAUAUGUGAUGAAGAGAUAGAUAUUUUGGAAGAAUAUGGAGGUGAUUUUACUGGAGACUCUAAUAUUCCUUGCUUUUACUUUAUCAAGCAAGCAAUCCCUGCCCUUGUUCCUAUGUUGUUGGAGACACUGUUGAAACAGGAAGAGGAUCAGGAUCAGGAUGAAGGGGCAUGGAAUAUUGCGAUGGCUGGUGGUACCUGUCUUGGGUUGGUUGCACGGACUGUAGGAGAUGAUAUUGUCCCUCUUGUUGUGCCAUUCAUUGAGGAAAACAUAACAAAACCAGAUUGGAGGCAGAGGGAGGCAGCAACUUACGCCUUUGGUUCAAUCCUGGAGGGCCCUUCCCCUGAAAAAUUGAUUCCACUUGUGAAUGUUGCCUUGACAUUCAUGCUUACUGCUUUGACAAAGGACCCAAAUAGCCACGUCAAAGACACUACAGCCUGGACCCUUGGACGAAUUUUCGAGUUCCUUCAUGGCUCAGCUGUAGAUACACCCAUCAUCACUCAGGCAAAUUGCCAACAGAUCAUCACAGUUCUGCUACAUAGUAUGAAGGACACCCCAAAUGUUGCUGAGAAGGCCUGUGGUGCUCUCUAUUUUCUUGCUCAAGGUUACGAGGAAGUGGGUCCAUCAUCUCCUUUAACUCCCUUUUUCCAGGAAAUUGUUCAGUCUCUUCUCACUGUCACUCACCGUGAAGAUGCUAGGGAAUCCCGGUUGAGGACAGCUGCAUAUGAGACAUUAAAUGAAGUGGCGAGGUGUUCAACAGAAGAGACAGCUCCAUUGGUGUUGCAAUUGGUGCCUGUCAUUAUAAUGGAGCUUCAUAACACUCUUGAGGGCCAGAAACUGUCAUCCGAUGAAAAGGAGAAGCAGGGUGAACUGCAAGGCCUUCUUUGUGGGUGUUUACAGGUCAUUAUUCAGAAGCUUGGUUCAUCAGAAUCAACCAAGCAUGUGUUCAUGCAGUAUGCAGAUCAGAUAAUGGGGCUUUUCCUAAAGGUUUUUGCCUGUAGGAGUGCAACUGUGCACGAGGAGGCCAUGCUUGCAAUCGGAGCCCUUGCUUAUGCAACAGGGCCUGAUUUUGCGAAAUACAUGCCAGAAUUUUAUAGGUACUUAGAAAUGGGUCUUCAGAAUUUCGAAGAGUACCAAGUCUGUGCUGUCACAGUUGGUGUUGUGGGCGAUAUUUGUCGGGCAUUAGAGGAAAAAAUUGUUCCUUACUGUGAUGGGAUUAUGACACAUCUUCUCAAAAAUUUAUCGAGCAACCAGUUGCAUAGGUCUGUAAAGCCUCCUAUAUUUUCAUGCUUUGGCGACAUUGCAUUGGCAGUAGGUGAGUAUUUUGAAAAGUACUUAAUGUGGGCCAUGUCUGCGCUUCAAAGCGCGGCAGAGUUGUCUACCCAUACAGCAGGUGAUGAUGAAUUAAUAGAGUACAUAAAUACUCUGAGAAAUGGAAUACUGGAGGCAUAUUCUGGGAUUUUCCAAGGGUUUAAGAACUCUCCGAAAACCCAGCUUUUGAUUCCCUAUGCACCUCAUAUCCUCCAGUUCUUAGAUGGUAUAUACAUGGAGAAAGACAUGGAUGAUGUGGUCAUGAAGGCUGCCAUUGGUGUCCUUGGAGAUCUUGCUGAUACCUUAGGCAGUCAUGCCGGUUCUCUGAUACAGCAAUCUGUCUCGAGCAAGGACUUUUUAAAUGAAUGCUUGUCUUCGGAAGACCUUAUGAUUAAAGAAUCAGCUGAAUGGGCCAAGCUGGCCAUUACUCGUGCCAUUUCUGUUUGAGGGUGUUGCCAUUCAGCUUCAUCUUGUUUAUUUUCUUUUGGGAAGUCCAUGCAUCUGGGUGUGUCGAGUUGAGGGUCUGGGAUUGCAUGUGUCAAGUCAUAGCCAUUGUCCGAUAACUGAAGUUGUCCAUCUUCAAGUUGUCACUAACUCUUGCAUCAUAAUCAUCGGGUCAGAUUCCAUCAUUAAUCAAUGGAAGAAGUGGAUAGAUAUGGUUUCGGAGAAGUUGAUAAACCUCUGCUUGUUAUCGGAGGAGACUUGCAGUUAGGACAUGACCAAUGUGUCAAUAGAAGCAUAAUUUUUUUUUUGCCUAGGAGCGGUUUCUGGCUGUUAAAUUGCAGGUUACUGGAAACAGAUGAUUAAUGAUCAGUUUCAGAGUGCUGCUGCAGUUCAAGACAUCUCAUAUGCUUCACAUUACCAUAGCUGUUCGAUCUACGAGUUCUGGUUCUGAAGUUUAGUUAAAGUCUGCUUCUUUUGUAUAACUUGGUUUUGGUGCGGUCAAGAGUUAACCAUAUAUACUGCAUGCUAUUGGGAGCAUUGCAUCCAGCAUUUCUUUUUCCUCUUUUUUUCCCCAAAAGAAGAUUCAAUUGUUAGAACAAGUCAGGAGUCAAUUGUUCAAAUAUCAUGCAUUCAUAUUUUGUUUUGUUUUGAAA